Mesorhabditis belari is the source of this 1017-nucleotide messenger RNA. The record is from the annotation of a GenBank genome assembly. NCBI's taxonomy places the organism in Eukaryota, Metazoa, Nematoda, Chromadorea, Rhabditida, Rhabditidae.
AUGUAUCCAUUUCCUUACAAUGUCUACAAUCAAGGCUACAAUCAGAGAGUUCCAUUCAUCAUCCCAAGACCAUACGUUGACGAUUUCAUUGAUCUCCGACGAAGCAAUGAGAGACCGUACAAAUCAACGCCAAGUGAAAGACAGAGCAUAAAUCGUUUUGCCAAAUCGAGCCAAUCGUUUCGCAUUCUAUUCAUUUCCAUUUUGAUGACAGACAACUCCACUGAAGCUGUUGAUGAUUUUGUGCCUGAAAUUCGUCGUUCCGAUGAUUAUCUGGCUGCGGGAGCGAUUCUUUUGAUCGCUUCAACAGGUCUCUGUCUCAAUGCCUGGAAUCUUUUCUAUUAUCGCCGUGAUCCUCGAUCGAUCACCUAUUUCAUCCGUGCCCGAAUCGUCAGCGAUAUGAUCGUUUCAACGAUUUUCCUCACCUACACAAUGCCGGUCAUUUUAUUUGCCUUAAACGAUGUGCAUUCUGGCAAAACGGUGACAAAGAUUUGCAUCAUCCUCGUCUGGCUCAUCUCCAGCUCGGCGAUUUGGGGUGACACUUUUGGUGAAGAUUGUGUCUAUUCAUUUGAUUACACUUGGCUAUCUUGGAGUUACCCGUCUAGUCCUUGCGGAAAGUUUGCUCAAACGUACGCCUUUCUCCUACCAGCUUAUAUUUGCAAUUUUGUCACUUUCAUCAUCAAUAUUGUCAUCUGUUUUCGGUUGAUUUUAAUGAAAUUCUAUCUUAAGCACACCGGCUCUCAAAUCAUCAAACGCCACAAUAUUCAUGCACGAUUUUUUAUCCAGUCCGGCCUUCAAUUUCUCGUUUUUACCAUCGAUUUGUGCAUGAACACGUUUUUCGACGAACCCGACGAUCGUUUAAUCACUUUUUUCUACUAUUCACUUAUUUGGAUGUCUUUGCAUACGAUUGAUGGACUCAUUAUUUGUUGCUUUCGAUCAAAAAUCGAGCGCCGAAAGCUCGAAUGGACACCGAAUCGCAUCUUUUCCACAGUGAAUAACUCGGCGAUUCCUAAUCAUUCG